This is a messenger RNA of Pochonia chlamydosporia 170, 438 nucleotides long. RefSeq lists its product as hypothetical. The coding region runs from base 1 to 438 and encodes 145 amino acids. The record is from RefSeq and is a predicted model, not a curated record. NCBI's taxonomy places the organism in Eukaryota, Fungi, Ascomycota, Sordariomycetes, Hypocreales, Clavicipitaceae. The transcript has 2 exons.
AUGGCAAUCCCCAGAGCAUCAGCCGGUCUUCUCCGCAACCACAUCCGCCCAGCAGCAUCACAAGCAAAAUCACCACGAGGCUUCGCAACUACCCAGCUCCGACGCAGGGCAACUUCAAAAGAUGACCUCGGUGGCCCAGGCGGACAACAGCCGCCGCCACCUAACCCAGGCGGUCCAGAAGCCGUCAAGCGAAACUGGAUCCCAAUCGGAGGCGCCGCUCUCGCCGCAGUAGCAGCAUACGCAUACCUCACCGCGCCCAAGUCCACUAUAGACAAGGCCAAGGAUUCAACCAGAACGGAGGAGUUGAACGCCAUUGGUGAGGACGCAAAAGACAUAGGUAAGAAGGUCGGGCAGCAGGUUUCCGAACAGGCGAAUAAGACGAUGAAGGAGAUGAGUGGGAGGCAGAAGACGGAACAGGGAAGCUUUCGACACGACUAG